Messenger RNA from Salpingoeca rosetta, 456 nucleotides. RefSeq lists its product as uncharacterized. Lineage: Eukaryota; Choanoflagellata; Craspedida; Salpingoecidae. The record is from RefSeq and is a predicted model, not a curated record. The transcript is spliced from 2 exons. Bases 1 to 456 code for a protein of 151 amino acids.
AUGUCUGUCAACCUGCAUCCCUGUGGCCCUGUCUGUUCGUUGGUGUUGUUGUUGUUGUUGUUGUUGUUGUUGUUGUUGUUGUUGUUGUUGUUGUUGUUGUUGUUGUUGUUGUUGUUGUUGUUGUUGUUGUUGUUGUUGUUGUUGUUGUUGUCACCUGUGUUGCUCACGUGCUGUGAGCGCACGCAAAUGCGCUGUGCUGCUCGCCAACUACGUCCCGUCUCGCACAGGUAUAUCCGGGACAAAGCUGUGCCUGCCAAUAAGGUGGACGUGGAUCCAUGGCAGCCAACACACCAGUGCGACGCUUACUGCUUGCAAGUCUGUGAACAUUCGACCGUCGACGACACCGACUGCCCCCGCCUCUGCAGGUGCGAUGGACUGUCUCCGGCUCAGCUGCUGGCGGAGCGCCGCCGCACUCCCAUCACCAUUCGCCGUGGCGUCGUGCACAAACACCACUAG